ACCUCGGCUGUUUCGUGGUGAAUCGACUCCACUACCGUCUGCCCGCUUGGUGAGCACAAACUGUAUGUUACCGGACAGCACUAGCCAAUACCAUCGCAGUCUGACUCUGAUGGCCAUGCAGUGGGGGCAGUUCCUGGACCACGACAUCACGGCGACACCCGAAUUUGAUGAACCAACGGAUUGUUGUUCGAGUCUACGUGGCGCCGUGCAUAGCCAUUAUUAUACACGUGGACCGUGCUUUCCAAUUCCCAUCCCUGCCAGAGAUAGACAUUUCCGGAUUCGUUGUAUGGAGUUCAGACGGUCCAUGCCUACUAAGACAACGGGUCGUCGAGAACAAGUGAAUGUAAUCACCUCCUACAUUGACGGCUCACAGAUAUACGGAUCCAACGACGAGGAAAUUACUCAGCUCAGACUACAUAAAAAUGGACUCCUCCGCACCUCCACCUUUAACCUGUUACCGAAGACGACCCGGUUCCACAGGCCGUGCGUGGAAAACAUCACCAACUUCUGUUUUAACUCAGGUGAUGUUCGUAUCAACGAAUUCCCUGGACUUGCCUCUAUGCACACGGUGUUCCACCGAGCACACAACCGAUUCGCGUCCACCUUACAGGGCCUGAAUCCCCACUGGGACGACGAUACCUUGUUCCAGGAAAGCAGGAGAAUCGUAUCCGCUUUGCUGCAGCACAUUACAUACCACCAGUUCCUGCCCAUAGUCCUGGGAGAUCGCGGAAUGACAAGACACGGACUGAACAAACGGUACCGUUACAGCCACAAAAUAAAUGCAGAUAUUUUUAACAGCUUCGCCACUGCCGCCUACCGGUUCGGCCACUCCAUGAUCACCCGCACGUUCAACACGCACGACAACCCAGAGCAGCUGAUCGACAAGAUGUACUUUAGACCACACUUCCUAACAGGGAACAGUGGAAAAGGAGUGGAUGAGAUCCUCAAAGGCAUUUCCACGCGGCCUUGUCAAAGAGCGGACAAGUUUUUCUCUCCGGGGGUCUCCGAUCACCUGUUCGAGGACUCUACAGCCAGUGGUCAGUCGUUUGACCUGGUCGCCAGGAAUAUCCAACGGGGCCGAGAUCACGGACUUCCGUCGUACAUGGAAUUCUUUAAACUAGCCAACAGGGCUUAUUUCGACACGUCGUUUUCCAACAGAUUCGAUUGGCGCAAUUUUCUCCACAGGGAUCUCACUAGGUUCCCGUUCAACCCGUUUAGCUUUAACCGAGGACACGCGCUGUUUAAGAGAAAUGCUAGACGUACCACGAGGUUUUACAACUGGUCUUGGGAUCCGUGGUUUAGACGAUGGUAUCGCAAUACUCCUAGGCUUGGGUUCACAAACAUAUACAGAAGGCACAACUUACAAGCGCUGCUUACCCAAAGGUGUUUGUCAGCGUACAGGAAUAAUAUCGACGAUGUGGACGUGUUCGUGGGAGGGAUGUCUGAACCCGCCGUCGAUGGUGGCCUCGUCGGUACGACGUUCGCCUACAUUCUGGCCAAACAGUUCUACAACCUGAAGAAUGGCGACAGAUUCUGGUAUGAGUCCGAGGAUGAAAACGUCUGCUUUUCACCAGCUCAACUACGCGAGAUAAAGAAAGUGAAGCUGUCCAGGAUCAUGUGUGACAACACUGCCAUUAAAGCCCUUCAGUCCGAUAUAUUCUCACAGCCAUCAUUCAGCAAUCCAAUAGUUUCGUGUGACAGCAGUGCCAUUCCUGAAUUGGACCUCUCAGCGUGGCGAGAUGUACCUUAGUAAAUGUUAGCCAAGUCAUUGGGCAAAUGGACAAACCUACAUGCGUGGGCCUGUUAAAGACACCAUGUCACCAUUCCCCAUCUCGUUAUUUUGUGUAGCAACUUAAUAUAAAUAGUCUGGUUUAGGAAAUCGGUCUUCGGUGAAUACAGAAAAACACAGAAAUUAUGUCUUUUCAAAUCUUUCUUUGAUGGUUACAAAUAGGUGACCUAUGUAGCAUUUAAAUAAGCCAGUGAUUGGAAGUUACGUGUUAUUGUUAUUACUAAUAUAAAUGACAACAACUGUGCAGAUAGACAGAUAUUUUAUUUGAGUCUCACAUGCACACAAUAAUAAAAUAUAAAACCCAAUAUAAAAGUACAUAAGCCAUUCCUUACAGGAAUUAUGGGAGACUAUCAGUAAUAAUAAUAUAAGAAAUGAACGGCCAUAUUAUUAGUGCAUGUGCAUGUGUAAUGUUAUAUGACAACAGAAUGAGGCUGUGUUUUGGUGUAAGGGUGGAUAACUCACACUUUUAGUGGUCGGUCUACAAUGGGUUUGAUUUUUUGCAUUGUAGUUACUAAGGGACUGUACCUUAUAGAGAUAGAAGUUACGUGGUUCUCUCGAUAUUGUAGUAUUUUUCACAGAAUUUAUUCGGACAUAGAAAAUUAAUUUUAAAUCAUUUAAAAAAUGGUACAACAAUGAAUUGUUUCAAACGAAACUAACGAGCGAACUAACGAACGAAUAUAUAUAUAUAUAUAAAUUGAAAAGUUAAUGAAAGUAUAAUCAGAAAGGGAACUGGUUUAGGAAGGAUAACUGUCUAAACAGUUUAAUAAUUCCCAAAAUAACACAUUUAUUUAUAUCGUUACCAAAUCAAAGUGAAAUACUGCUAAAAUAUUUAUAUAAUUAUUUAUGUAAGAAAUUAUAUACAAGCGCUAAAUUGGAUGGAUUUCACGAAUGUUUAUACAUAUGCCAAUGUGGAUUAAUCUGUUAAAAAUCUACCUGGCUUAUAUUUUCUCUGUUUUAUUUCCAGCUUCACUGGUAAUCCCAUAGAUAUUUUAUGUAUCCAUGUUCAUUAUUACUAUAACAUACAAUAUGUAUCCAUAUUAUAUACAUAUCGCAUCAGAAGCGGGGGGGGGGGGGGGGGGGGGAUAUGGGACGUUGUAACAUGAAUGUAAGGUAGUGGUUUCAGGACCAUAACCCUGACAUUAUCAUAUUUGUUUCUGGGGUCAAUCACUUUAUUUUUUUAUAAACAACGUGUAUUGUAAUUGUUUCAUUCCAUUAAAACAACUGCGACCAAAUAAAAAGUCCUGCACAGUUGACGUCAUCAGCUCUCACAAUACAAGACCUGACUGUAUAAUGCAUAGAUUGGUGGUAAUGAAACAUCAAGAAUUAUUUUUAAAACCAAGCUGCAUAUUUGUACAUGUACACGUAUUACAUGAAGGCUGUACAUAGUAUCAUUACCCCAGCGGGCAGUCAUAACCGGAGAAAUAAAAAUCAUAAUUUCUCACACAUGUCUAACGGGUCAUUUAAUUAGGUAGUUCAGUUCAGUGUAACCAAUGAACGGGCACGUACUAAAUCAGAUGUAACAUGCAAUUAACCUUGACCAAGCUGUAGAAGUAGUCGUAAUUUCUGGAAACUGCCAGAUGUCUUAUCAAUAUAAACGAAAUCUCGAUUAACGAAGGACGAUGAUAGAUGGGUUUAUCAGCACCUUUUCAUUUCAAUUAAAUAAUUUAGUUGGAGAAAAUUAUUUUACACACUGAACACGGAUGAAAGAAAACUGUAUAUAUUCACACGGUUUUGGUUUUGUUAUAGUCUGUAAAUGAUCGGCACAGAACAGUUAAUGUCGACUGAAUAAAAGUAUCCAGGCUGGAGGUACUACACUGAAUAUCAAAUUUAUUACUAUGUAUUAUCAAGCUUAAGUCCCUCGUGAAAUAACUUUCGUUUAUCACUCGCUAUCUUUUUAAAACCAAGCUGCGUCUUUGUACGUGUAUUACAUGAUGGCUUACAUGUCCUAUGUCAAAGCUGAAACUACAAUAUUUCGUUAUUUUUACAUUUAUUUGUAAUAAAUCAUUAUAAAUUAAUUACGCAUAAUCUUUCCAUAAUUAACUUUAGAAUAAUAAUUUUAAAAGUCUUGCACUGGACGACGAGGGGUUUCCCGAAUAAUUUGUGGCUAAAUAUAGCAUGGUCACCAUCUUUGUUUCUUUUGUCAGUUGACUGCAAAGAAUUCUAGGUAAACUGUGUGUGUUGAAUGUGUACGCAUAAAACAGUGGCGUCACUAGUUAAUGCGUGUGACACACUCGAGACCCCCCUCCCCCCAAAAAAAAAGAAAAAAAAAAGAAGAAGAAAAAAAAAAAAGGUUU
Gigantopelta aegis is the source of this 4083-nucleotide messenger RNA. RefSeq names its product peroxidasin homolog pxn-2-like. Gene Ontology annotation, biological process: response to oxidative stress. The record is from RefSeq and is a predicted model, not a curated record. Gene Ontology annotation, molecular function: peroxidase activity; heme binding. The transcript has 9 exons. Bases 65 to 1750 code for a protein of 561 amino acids. Lineage: Eukaryota; Metazoa; Mollusca; Gastropoda; Neomphalida; Peltospiridae.